Rattus norvegicus (Norway rat) is the source of this 7355-nucleotide messenger RNA. NCBI's taxonomy places the organism in Eukaryota, Metazoa, Chordata, Mammalia, Rodentia, Muridae. The record is from RefSeq and is a predicted model, not a curated record.
GUCAACCUCAGGUGAAGUUCACCUUGUGUUUUGAGACAAGGUCUCUCACUGAGACCUAAAGCUCACAGACUUGGCUACUGUGGCAGGCCAGUGAACCCUGGAGCCCUCUGCCUCAGCUUCCCCAGUGGCUGGAUAUUGGGCUCAGGUCCUUAAGCUUGCGCCUGAGUCACCACCCAGGCCAGCUAUAGGAUUUGCAAUUGCACGAAUGAAGAAUUAACCAGCUCCACCGUUUAGUGUUAGAAAGCUAGGCAAUCGCAGAUCCUAUCGCCAAUGGCAUUUUGGAAAACAUCUAUGCUUCCCCUAUGCUAUAUCGUCACAACAUACCAACACCAAGUCACCAAAGCACUUGGGAUUACUGGCGUAAGUAUUUGCCUGGGCUGUGGAUAUUAUCCUUGACCCUUUCUAUGUGACUUUGGUAAUUUGCUUAACUCUGAAUGCAUCUGUAGAAGGGGACAUGAAUACUUUCUUCACUGGGAUCCUUCUGAAUGACAUAAGCAAGGCUGAAUUAUAUAUUGAGAAGGUACACAUAUAACUUAGAGAUCAGUAUUUUUUUCUCCACGAUGGCACUACGAAAGUCCCCCGAUGGCUUUCUCUAGAUGCUGGACCAGGGUGUGGUAGAGAGUGAGGGCUUUUCCUGACUGCCUAAAUCAGCACGGCAAAUACACAACUAAAAGAGAACACAAGUCAACGAUAGCAGUAUGCUGACUUGAUACUGAGAUCACACACAAGAAAGACAAAGAAGGGGGAACAAAUUCCGUACAGAAAUAUGUAAGAAAACUUAAUAGGUGAGGUGAGAGUUUAGAAUAGGACAGGUUCCUCAGGAGGAAAGGAACUUUAUGAGUAAAGAUAUUUGUAACUCUGCUAAAAAGAACCUGUCUUGCCCUGACUUGGUGAAAGUGCAGACAGAUACACCUGGAUAGGCGGAGCAGAUUAGAAAAUAAGUGGGCCUUUAACAGUCAAAGGUCUUGUGUGUGUGUGUGUGUGUGUGUGUGUGUGUGUGUGUGUGUGUGUGUGUUUAUGUAUGUAUGUAUGUAUGUUUGCAAAGCAAUACCAAAAGGUGAUUUUGGUCCUUUUAUUUCACCUUUAUUGCUCUCUUCUGGUCUGGCCCAUUAUCUCUAGGUCCAGGGAUGCCAUCAGCUACGCUGAAAGAGAGAAAAAUGUGCUAGCCAGCCCAACGCUCUAUGCUUUGUGCUCCUGUAGCUGACUGACUAAGCAUCCUGUGUCUGAGGAUCACAGAGCAGGCUAACUUUUUCCAUGUUUGUAUUUUCCAUUUCAUCGUGGAGCCCCAGUCACAAGUCCAGACAGAUGCAGUUGGAUCCUUUGGGGCUUGCAACGUGCUGUCAGAAAAAAAAAGUGUCAUUCUCCAUCUCCUCCCUGCCUUACCACCUUUGCGAAGUGCAAAGCUCUUUGCCAGCCUUUUGGAAGAAAUGAAGUAUACUUUGAAGUACAUAUUGGGCUACCAAACCAGGGAACUCAUAGUGUAUACAGAUAAAUUGAGCAAUUUCUCAUUGUCUCAAUACGGAUGACACGUGGUUAAGGUUAGACUUGGGAAGAAAGGAAGUUUCCAACUGUGUUUACCUUUUCAUUCCAACUGGGUGUGCAAGGGUAAACAUGUCUAACUAAAUGACGCUGUUUGUUGGUGCUCUCAUGUUUAGAGAACUGUACUGACUUUGCCUGUGUACUCAUUUGAUUGGUUUUUAAACCUCGUAAAUGACUGAUGCUUUCGUGCUGAGGCCCACAGCACCCCAACAGACCUUCAGUCUUAAUUUCAGCCUUGUGUCUAUAGAGGUCAGUGUGGGAGUCUUAGCUGACUCCACCAUCAUUUAGGGUACCCAGAAGACGUCUGUUUCUGGUGAAACCACAUUCUUCUGUGGAGCUCCUAAACUUUAUCUAAAGAUGGAGUGGGAACCCAUUCUGAAUUCUAGCUCUUGUAUUAACUUUCUACCUCGUUCCCUUUUCUUCAUAUUCAAGAGCCAAGAAAAAAAAGCCUCACCUUUAGAAUCACAUCUUUGUAAAUUUGAACUGUCUCUCAAACCCCAAACAUUUACAGUCUUCAAAUAUGUAGCUUUUGCCACGGAUUGUAACUGUUUGACACUCAAGAGCUAGAGGUUGCUCUUGUUUCUUUACUUCCUCUUUGUCAGUUAUCCAUUGAAGAGACGAUAGCAGAGGCAGGAUCCUCUGACAGCAGGGAGACAGGUCAGUGAGGAUUUACCACAGGAUGAGGAGAUGACAUAAAAAUUUACCUCACGACAGAAGUGGCAAGAAAGGUACAGAAAACUGGAGAAUUCCCUGGUCUCUAUGAGUACUCCAAAUGAAGCACAUGUAUGUGAAGAGUCAUAGCUGAUGUCCACAAAACAUGCAUUUGUCUUUCUGAGUCUGGGUUACCUUGCUCAGAAUGACUGUUUCCAGUUCUAUCAAUUUACCUGUGAGCUUCAUAAUUUUACUUUUCUUAACACCUUAAUAAUAUUGCAUUGUGUAAAUAUGACUCAUUUUCAAUAUCCUUUCACCAGUUGGUGGACCUCUGGAUGUCUUUUGAGGGAGGGAAGGUAUAAAUAGGAAUGAUAGAACACAAAGAGUUAAACUGCAGUGGGGAAGAGAUAGGUUAGAGGAAAGUGUAUGGGAAAGGAUAAAAUAAUAUUAAAGACCUUCUAUAAAAGUCAUAAAGAAACCCACUACAGUAGAUGCACAUGUAUGUGUAUAUGUAUGUAUGUAUGUAUUGUGUAUACAUACCCAAAAAGAGUUAAAAUUAAUUAUAACAAUGUCCUACUAGAAACCACAAGCCAGAAAAAAGUAAUCUCAGUUCCAGCAAUGUGUUGCCUCUUUUGAUUUUGCUGGCAAGUGAGGACUUGUGGAUUUUCUAAACAUUACAGGCUAUUGGUAAUGCAAUGCUAUUUGUUGCUCUCCAGAACUUGACAGUAAUACCCGUUAGCUGAAGACAUCACAUACUUGGGUCAUAAAACAUGGAGAAAUCAAGCUAGUACCUGACAUGGAAGGUUCAUUCCUACUGGUUAGCUUCUGAGAUACUGAAAGGUGCUGUGAAUGAUACUAGAGGAGAGUAACCAUCUAUCUUACCUAGCUGUAAAUGCCUAGAGUUACAAUAAUAACUGACCUUGAGGACAUUUCCACUGGACAAUAGUAGCAUGAAUAUCACGUGAAUAACCAAGCACCUUCUAGCUGUAUUUAAGGCCCCCUCCACAAGGUGAAACCCACACUCGGCACUAUUACUGAGCCAAGAACCUACAGAUACACACAUCAUAGGGCCUAAGAGCUAAUUUAUUACUAUUAUUCUACUAGAGGACAGUAUAUGUAACCAGUUCCUAAUGACUUCUACCCAUGGCCUACUACACUGCUCUGUCCUCUUUAUAGAAGUUUCUACUUGUGAGUAACACAGUAACCCACAUCUGGCCAAAGUUCAGAGAGUAAGAGACUCCUUAAUGCUUAGCCCUAAAUAGAACAUCUUCUUCCCAACACCCAUAGAUCUUUGAGGAGGAAGGGGCAGGAGAGACUGAGGUGGUAGGUGACAACAAGUAAACAGUGUCUUCCAGUCACAGCUGGGCAGCUGCAGAGAUGAAUGCACAGUGGUCGUCACAUCCUGCACAAGAUAUGUGCAAACUCAAGCAAGACCAAACCCCAGCGUGGACAAGGGACUGGGAUAUCAAGUCCCACGGGAGCCAAGGAGAUAUUUGCAAUUUAUAGCUGCUGAAGCAGGUUUUCUGUUUUCUCUUAGAACAUACAUAGCUAUGACCAUUCUCUACCAAAUGGCCACCUGUCUGAGGACAUGCACUUAGCACAAACAGCACUUGGUAUAUUAAACAUUUUAAAGGACACAACGUUAUAUGGGUAGGGAAGUGGUGGUGGGUCUAGAAAAAGUUUACAGAGAGGUUGAAAAUUAUCUAAAUACAUUAUAUGAAGCUCUCUCUCUCUCUCACACACACACACUUGAAUGUGGACCAGUGAGCCAGCCCACAAUCUCAUGGCUUCUCUUUUCUCUUCUCUCUCCCUCCCCUCCCCCUCUCUAAAAUGAGCAUGCUCAAUUCUCUCAAGAGCCACCUCCCUCACUGGGUGAGAUUAACAUCUGAGUUGCAACUCCUUUUCUGGUUUUUUUUUGUUUUGUUCUUGUUUUUGUUUUUGUCUUUGCCAGGUCUGGGCUUGCCUCAGAGAAACAUUGAGGUGGUUUCCCUUCCUCCCUCAAACAUCCCCCCCUUUCAGCCUCUCUUGGUCUGCCCCUUCUUGCCUCAUUCCCACAUGGGGGGAAGCUGAGUCUGAUCUCAUUCUUGGGCUGAGCACAGUACGGUAUUUCUUGGAAAGAUCCAAAUGAAAUGGAUGGGACAGUGAGGACAGGAGUAUUAUAGUUCUCUACAUCAUGUGUGUUUCUUUAAUACAAUACAUGUGAAAACUGCCAUCUUGUCUGAAAGUCCAGGCAGGAACACCCACUUCUAUCCUUCCUCCUCCAUCCCCAGUCUUUCUCUUUCCACAGUGUUUUCCAUUUGAGUGACUGGCAAAGAGAGUGGAACAAGAAGUCACCACCUACGGUGUUUUGAACAGAAUCAAUGUCUGGCACUUUACAAAAGGACUUGCCAAAGACUUCUUAUGUAUUUCCUGGAUGCAGUCAUAUAACACACUGAUGUCUAAGGCUAUGGUGGAGGCCUAGCCAUUCCCUUGCUUGCCCUGAUGAAGAUACUGUACCUGGAAACUUGGGUAUGAUUGGAACAGUUUUUGCUACACACUAAAACCUCUGCAUGGCUGUGUUUGACGGGCCAAUUGAUCACAGCCUGAAAACUUGGAGGCAAGUAAACAUUUGCUCUUUAUAAACGGACUGCUUUAGGUGAGGUUAACAGGGAGAUGACUAGUUUAAUUUAUCGCAUGUCAUUCAGAAGGGACAUUGUCUCCAUAAACUGCUGCCAAUGGACAGGCAGCAGGCAUUCCUAGCAGGAGAGCCCAUUUUCUGUUGUAUUCUUUAUAUUCUUGGGAAAGUACGCCUUAUGGCAAUCGCUGAAUGGAUGAGGCCAGACAGUACUAUAAUUACACUUAGUGCGUCUACAGAGCCCCGCUUCCCAGCCAGAAGCACAGACAGCACAGGCGUAGCAGAGGCUGUUACUUCUACAUUGUUUGGAGAUCUUUGCAGUGGAGCAGAACUAUGUCAGAAAACAGGGUUGAGCUCACAGCGGCACUCCUUCAUUUCACAUUCACCUGCCUGCGAUUCUUUUUCAGAGUUGAUGAGAUAAUGCCAGACAUUAUUUUCCUCUGUGUGUGUGUGUGUGUGUAUCUGCAUGUGUGUCUGUGUGUGUGUCUGUGUCUGUGUGUGUCUGCAUGUGUGUCUGUGUGUGUGUCUGUGUCUGUGUGUGUCUGCAUGUGUGUGUGUGUCUGCAUGUGUGUCUGUGUGUGUGUCUGUGUGUGUCUGCAUGUGUGUGUGUCUGUGUGUGUCUGUGUCUGUGUGUGUCUCUGUGUCUGUGUGUGUGUCUGUGUCUGUGUGUGUCUCUGUGUCUGUGUGUGUGUCUGUGUCUGUGUGUGUCUCUGUGUCUGUGUGUGUGUGUAUGUGUGUGUGUGUGUCUGCAUGUGUGUCUGUGUGUGUGUCUGUGUCUGUGUGUGUGUCUGUGUCUGUGUGUGUGUCUGUGUCUGUGUGUGUCUCUGUGUCUGUGUGUGUGUCUGUGUCUGUGUGUGUCUGCAUGUGUGUGUGUCUGUGUCUGUGUGUGUCUGCAUGUGUGUCUGUGUGUGUGUCUGUGUCUGUGUGUGUCUCUGCAUGUGUGUCUGUGUGUGUGUCUGUGUCUGUGUGUGUCUGCAUGUGUGUGUGUGUCUGCAUGUGUGUCUGUGUGUGUGUCUGUGUGUGUCUGCAUGUGUGUGUGUCUGUGUGUGUCUGUGUCUGUGUGUGUCUCUGUGUCUGUGUGUGUGUCUGUGUCUGUGUGUGUCUCUGUGUCUGUGUGUGUGUCUGUGUCUGUGUGUGUCUCUGUGUCUGUGUGUGUGUGUAUGUGUGUGUGUGUGUCUGCAUGUGUGUCUGUGUGUGUGUCUGUGUCUGUGUGUGUCUGCAUGUGUGUGUGUGUCUGCAUGUGUGUCUGUGUGUGUGUCUGUGUGUGUCUGCAUGUGUGUCUGUGUGUGUGUCUGUGUCUGUGUGUGUCUCUGUGUCUGUGUGUGUCUGUGUGUGUGUGUCUGUGUGUGUAUCUCUCUGUGUGUGUCUGUGUGUGUCUGUGUGUCUCUGUGUGUGUGUAUGUGUAUAUGUGUGCAUGUGUGUGUGUGUGUGUGUGUAUUUCAGUUUGUCUGUCUGUGUGCAUAUGUAUGUACAGAUAAGGGUUCAUUGCCUAUGGAAAACAGAGAUGAACAUUGGGUAUCUCCCUCUUUUUCUCCACCUUAGUUUUUGAGGCAGGGUUUCUCGGUGAACCUAGCACUCAAACUCAACUAGAAUGCCUAUCAUUAAGCUACAAGGACCCACCUGUAACAACUUCCUCAGUGAUGGGGUUACAAGUGUACACCCAACUGAUUUAAUGUUGGUUCUCAGGAUCUGAAUUCAUAUCCUCAUGCCCACAAGCUGCCAUUAUUCCAACGGAGGCAUCUUCUUAGCUCCUUAGGGUGUUUGACUCCAUUCUCCAUGACUUGGGAGAAUGAGUGGAGUUUGAGCGCCUUGUGUCAUAUGCUCAGACCUGAGAAUCUGGAUGGAGCCUCUCCCUAAAAUGCCACUCAGUGGCAGGAAGAAGUCACUCUCCAUUGCCUGCCUUGGACACUUGGGUCAGAUUGAGAGAAGAUGCUGGGCAGAAACACUGACAAAUGAUUGUCACAGUUUGGAGGCAUCUCCCAACAGAAAUAGCUGAUAAGUUAGUUAUGGCCUCCUCAAAUAAGCAAAUAAAAUCUUUAACUUGUUGAGGGAGGCUGUAACUGUGCUCUGCUAGGGAGAAGGUGUGAGACAAUGACUGGCUCACCUUUUGAACUCCGUUUUUCUGACUUUAUAUCCGGGCUCUUUAACGUCCUUCUGGCUGCCUCUGCUUGCAUGUCAUUCUCGCUCAACUUCGGGCGCUUGCUUCCUUUCUCUGGGGCAGACUGGAUUCACUGGGCCCCUUCCAUUAACCUCUGGGUUCGUCCUCUCAUUGUGUCUGUCAGCAGCUGCAGGAGACGCUGAUUAUGUCGGGAGUCUCUGGAAGAGGAGAUGAGACAGCGAAGCACCAGAUGAUAAGGAGACCAACAAGAGAAGGAUCGCUAAGCCCUCAGCGCAAAGCGCAGCCAGGGCAGCUGCUGCCGCAAACCUCUGCAGUUGCUGGCUUUAGACAGGGGAAGGAUGAAUCAGUUUAGAUAACUCAGGAAUGGCUUGAACCUUUGCCCAGACCUCUGAAUGAACCACCAUCAAACCCUCUGCGUUUUCCCAAAUUAAG